CCAGCGUCAUGGGCGUCACAACCCUUCUACAGCACUUCAUUUGCUUCCUCUCUGCUCAUGGAUUCUUUCCCUGGUAUGCCAUCUUGACAUGAUGGCUAGUCAGAGAGAUGAGGAAAGGCCCUUACUGCACUCUGAUGCGGAUGGCGACGGGGGCAGUCGAUUCAGUCAAGAAACGCGACGAGUACAGUUCGACGACGACGAUGAAGAAAAUCCGAAAGCCUGGACGAAGCGCAGGAAACUCGUCAACGUGGGAAUCAUUGCUCUGAUGGCCAUCUUGAGUCCGUUGGCAAGCUCGAUGUUUACUCCUGGCAUCUCCCAGAUUGCUGAAGAUCUGAACACCGACGAGCAAAGUGUGAUCGCCACAACAACUGGCUUCGUCAUCAUGCUGGGAUUUGGUCCCUUGAUGUUGGCGCCCUUCUCGGAGACAUUUGGGCGGCGCAGGCUGUACCUCUGGGGAUUUUCGAUAUUUACGCUGCUUCAACUCGCUUCUGCCUUUAGCCCUAAUAUCGCCACACUUAUUAGUCUACGCACUAUUUCUGGCUUUUUUGGGAGCGUCGGCCUCGCCAAUGGAGGCGGGACACUCUCAGACAUGUACGACCCGUCAGAAAGAGCAGGUGUAUUCGGAUGGUACCUGCUAGGACCACUGCUCGGACCAACCAUAGGGCCUCUCUUUGGAGGCCUCAUUGUCAGUCGACUUGGCUGGAGAUGGAUAUACUGGAUCCUCACCAUUGUUUGUGGAUUGAAUACCGCUGUAGGAUAUUUGUUCCUUCGAGAGACAUAUGUGCCGGUGCUCCUCAGCCGGCGAAAAGUCAGCCUGCAGAAUGACAAUGAUCGAGACAUCAAAUUUCAUUUCGACGGCGAGGACGAGCGGCCGUUGUGGUUGAAACUUCGCAGCAGCCUGAAAAGACCGUUUGUGAUAUUCGUUCAACCAAUCGUGUUGGUCAUGAGCCUGUACCAAGCUCUCAUUUUUGGCACGACAUAUAGCAUAUACACCAACAUGCAGAGUAUCUUCUCACAGCCGCCGUACAACUUCAACUCGGAGCAAAUUGGACUUUUGUAUCUGGGGCCUGGCCUUGGCUUCCUGACGUCCGUCUGGUUUCUGGUCCCUCGAAUAGACACUGUGUUCAACACACUGACAAAAAGGAAUGAUGGCCAGGCGUUGCCGGAAUUUCGCCUGCCGCUCGCCAAUAUCGGCAGUGUAUUGAUCCCUGUCAGCAUAUUUGCCUUUGCAUGGCUGGUGGAGUUUCGCGUUCACUGGAUUGCCAGUGUCAUCGCCGCCUACUUCUAUGGUAUUGGCCAAGUGGUUGUGUUCAACGCAGUUCAAAACUACUACAUUGAUUCAUUCUCGAAAUACGCUGCAUCUGCGAUCGCCGGCGGAUCGGUGUUUAGGAGUCUGUUGGGAGGGGUGACCCCUUUAAUAGCCCCCUUGUUAUUUCAGAAGCUGGGAUAUGGCCUCGGGAUCAGCUGCUUCGGCUUCGUUGCGGUUCUUAUCGCACCUAGUCCGUUGUUGUUCUAUUAUUAUGGGGAACGCAUCCGUCAUAGGUUUCAAAUCACUUUCUGAUCACUUUCUGACUUGGGACUGGGUGGGAUUGAACAUCUGGUGUGGUAGCUGUGGGAGUCGCCCUGGUUUCAUUGGAUGCGAGGCGUUCAUUCGAGUUGGUGGAUACAAGGUGUUUGAUUUGUGCUACCACACCAGACACAACCCAGCAUGCAUUUGGUGGAACGGUGGGCUCCCUCCUUUUCUCUCGGACCGGGGGAUCAUUGUGACAGUACAGAGUAGCA
This is a messenger RNA of Exophiala oligosperma, 1782 nucleotides long. RefSeq lists its product as uncharacterized. Gene Ontology annotation, biological process: transmembrane transport. The transcript has 4 exons. The record is from RefSeq and is a predicted model, not a curated record. The coding region runs from base 89 to 1561 and encodes 490 amino acids. Gene Ontology annotation, molecular function: transmembrane transporter activity. NCBI's taxonomy places the organism in Eukaryota, Fungi, Ascomycota, Eurotiomycetes, Chaetothyriales, Herpotrichiellaceae.